Molecule: messenger RNA, 3037 nt
Organism: Marmota monax (woodchuck)
Lineage: Eukaryota; Metazoa; Chordata; Mammalia; Rodentia; Sciuridae
Gene: Umad1
Product: UBAP1-MVB12-associated (UMA) domain containing 1
Exons: 4
Coding region: 1115-1516 (133 amino acids)
Source: RefSeq, a predicted model, not a curated record
CAUGUCCUAGCGCAUACUCUCCAGGUGCCCUACUACUUAGCUAUAUCCUCGGCCCUUUUUAAAAUUUUAUUUUGAGACAGGGUCUUAAACUUGUUAUCCUCCUGUCUCAGCCAUCAGAGUACCUGGGAAUACAGGUGUGCACUACCACACCCAGAAAAAAAGAGAUUCUUGGGCUGGAGUGUAGCUCAGUGGUAGAACACUUGCCUAGCAGGCAUGAGGUCCCAGGUCUUAACGCCAGUAUCACAAAAUGAAAAAAAACAAAACAAGAUGCUCUGUUGCACUACAGCUGAGUUUGCUCUGACUUUUCUCAAAAUGUAUGUAAACUUUUGGGGUUGGAGAAUAGCUUAUCAGAGUCAUUUUUGUGAUUUCCAUGUUUGUUCCAUUUUUAUUUUAUGGCCAGAUAUGCAAAGGUAUUGGAAAUUUAUGUUCUUCUAUCAAAAGACUGUUAUUUAUAUGUUAGAAGGGGAACCAUUUUUUAAGGGCCCUCUCCUUCUGUGUCCGUAUAAUUCCUUGUUACAGCACUCUAAUAGCAUGAGGCACAAUGAACAAAGCAAAUCACGUGGCCACACCUGAUUCCUAGGAAGGUAGAAAAUUGCCUUAUUUUUGUCUCCACGAAACAGAGCUGGAGCUGGGCGCCAUGGCACACACCUGUGAUCCCAAUGGCUCAGAAGGCUGAGGCAGGAGGAUAGAGAGUUGGAAGUCAGCCUCAGCAAAAGCGAGGUGCUCAGCAACUCAGUGAGACCCUGUUUCUAAACAAAAUACAAAAUAGGGCUGGAGGUAUGGCUCAGUGGUCAAAUACCCUUGGGUUCAAUCUCCAGUACCCUCCAAAACAAAAACUAAACAAACAACCCAGAACUGAUGAACUGCAUUAGUGAUCCCAUGGUUCUUUUUUGUGUUCACAGUGUGUUCAUAUCUCUCUUCCUACUGUAGGCAUAAUCACUCAACUCUCCCCAAGAACAUUUUCUGAAAUUACCUCAUUCAUUCACAACAUCAAGCUCAAAGCUCAGUAUCUCUGGGUGGUGUGCAAAAAGACCUUCCCUUAGUUCAGAUGUGGCACCUGUUGCUCUGAAGACUUCAGAACCAAACGGCUAAGAUAGCAGCAGUGGCAGCAGCAAUGUUUCACUUCUUCAGGAAGCCUUCAGAAUCUAAGAAACCCUCAGUUCCAGAGACAGAAGCAGAUGGAUUUGUCCUCUUAGGAGAUACAACAAAUGAACCAAGGGGUAAAGCUUCAGAAGUGGAAGGCAGCCAACCUUUGGAGACUGGCAAAGAAAACUCAUCCAGUGUGACUGUGGCAGGCCCUGAGACGGAAAAUAAGGCAGGCCAAACUCUGGAGAGCAGCUCACUAAUGGCGGAGCUCCUGAGCGACGUACCCUUCACCUUGGCCCCACAUGUGCUGGCAGUGCAGGGCACCAUCAGCGACCUUCCUGACCACUUACUCUCGUAUGAUGUCAGCGAAAACUUAUCACGAUUUUGGUAUGAUUUUACUCUUGAAAAUUCAGUGCUAUGUGAUUCGUAAUCUUCAUUUACAUCUUAACAGCUUUAAAAAAUUUUUGUAUAUUUAAUCUAUUUUAUGUUUUUUGCCGUUGCACUCUUUGAAGGCCUUCAGAAAAGCAAGGAUCGUAAACCAAAUAAAAUAGCAUCAUGUUCAUUGUUUUAUAUAUUAGAAUAAUGUACAUUUGUAUAAAAAUUGAAUUCCAGUUCUACUUACCUCUUCCCCCAUGUCAUAAAUACAAAACUGAAGCUAUCCAUUUUAUAAAAGAUUGCUUCAGUUGGCGUUUCAAAAUACAACACUGUGAAAAAGAACUCGGGCAUUUUUCUUGGCUACCACAACUCUGUAGUCUGAGUUGAAGAGAGAGUGUGAAGUCUCUUUGGUUCAGAAGAAGCUUGAGUUCAUAUUAUUCGCUUCUUCUUCCACAGUGUUUAUGAAUGAAUUCUGGGAGGGGAAAAAAGUUUGUUGUUAAUUUCUUCAUUCUUGGUUUAGACAAACUGAUGUGGGAAUGUAAAAGUGAUCAUUUGCUGAAUCAAGAAAAUGCUCUACCUUGAGUGGUACACUUCAGCUUUCUUAGACCUGCAACAGUCCUUUCUACCCCGAAUGAUUUCUUUGUUCUCAGCCUUUUCUGCUCUUCCAUGUGUGCUAUCCAACCAACUUUCCAAAGAACUUUUCCUGCUUCUGCCUCAGUUGGCAUUUGCUCUCCUUACACAUAUGUUCCCUGUGUAUGAAGAGAUCCACAUUUCCUUUUCAACAUCUCUGCCUCCUGAAGAACAUCUCAUGAUGGUAUUUAAUAUUGCUGAUAACUCGCUUAUUUAGAAAUUUGUUGGCCAUGAUACAGAUGGAAAUAUUUUACUAUUAUAAAUACUGAACUCAGUUCUUACACCUAGGUAUGAAUUUCAGUUCUUGGGUAUCUGUCAUUUAUUCCAACUAAAACUGAAGAGAACUGCCAUUUGUCGAUAAAACAUAAAGGGAAGAGGUUAAUUUGAUAGUGAAUCUUCUAUGCCAUGGAAAAUUUAGGUCACAUUUAUUUUUAUUAGUAGCAAUAUGAUUUAUUAAUUCUGUGCCAAACUAUUAAAUAUAUUUUUUCACAAAGAUGGAGUGCUGUAGCAAAACUAAAGGUACAUGAAUUAUUCAGAUUUUAAUGUGUUAUGCAUGUUUGUUUAAUAAAUGUGGCCUGGUCUUGAUAAAAUGCUAUAUUAUUUAAAGAACAUUUCUAUUAACAAAAAUGUGCUUCAUUUGCAAAUGUUACCAUGUGAAGUUAAUGAUUAAAUUAGAUAUUUACAUAGUUUUAUAAAACAUCAGUCUAAGAGAUAUAACUUAUUACUGACAUAAAUGUGAACAUUUUGUAGCACUUUUUUUAAAGGCAUAUCCUUUUUAAAUCUCCAUGUUAAUGUACUCUUAAAACUAAAUGUUAAUCAUGCAGUCAAUUAGUCUAAUAUAUGUGUUAACUCUUGUCUAAAAUAAUUAUACAUUUCACUUUAUUUAUGUCUACCAUGUAUGCUUUUAAUUACUUUCACUUGUCUAUGGAAUUGUUAUAUUUAAAUA